Molecule: messenger RNA, 1925 nt
Organism: Brienomyrus brachyistius
Lineage: Eukaryota; Metazoa; Chordata; Actinopteri; Osteoglossiformes; Mormyridae
Gene: jmjd7
Product: jumonji domain containing 7
Exons: 8
Coding region: 226-1212 (328 amino acids)
Molecular function (GO): 2-oxoglutarate-dependent dioxygenase activity
Source: RefSeq, a predicted model, not a curated record
UUUUGGAUCAGCAUCCAUCCGCAAAUUUCGAAUACGAAAUUCACAAUUUGAAACAGUAAAACUGACCGCAGGUCAGUUCUAUUUAGUCUAGCAUAUUCCGCUUCUUUUGCAGAGGACCUCACAUGUCGUUGUGGGAAUAUCUGUGAACUUUUGGUACAGUAGGGUACAGUAAGAAAUGUAUACGUGUAAUGCAUCAUAUUACAAACCUAAAAUCCAUUAGAUGUCAUGGCGAUUAGUGUGGUAAAGGAACUUCUAAGAAAUUUUGUAAAGGAGGCUCGUGAGCUUUAUAUCAGCGAUGAAGUGCCGUACUUGGAACAACCGAUUCCCCCGCUGGAUUUUUAUCGGGAAUGGAUUAGUCCAAACAAACCCUGUAUCAUCCGCAACGCCUUCAACCACUGGCCUGCCCUUCAAAAGUGGGAUUUUUCUUACCUCAGGGAAGUCGUGGGCUCAAAGGAGAUCAGCGUGGCAGUCACGCCCAACGGCUAUGCGGACGCAGUUCACGAGGACCGCUUCGUCAUGCCGGAGGAGCGGCACAUGAGGCUCUCAGCCGUCCUGGACCUGAUGGAGGAGAAGCCAGGAGGCAGCGGCGUGUUCUACGUGCAGAAGCAGUGCUCCAACCUGACAGAGGAGCUGCCAGAGCUGACUGGGGACCUGGAGCCCCACAUCCCCUGGAUGAGUGAAGCCCUGGGCAAAAGGCCCGAUGCUGUGAAUUUUUGGCUCGGAGAAGCAGAAGCGAUCACAUCAAUGCACAAGGACCACUAUGAGAACCUGUACUGCGUGAUCUCUGGAGAGAAGCAGUUCAUCCUCUUGCCUCCCUCGGAUCGGCCCUUCAUCCCAUACGAGCUCUACCAACCUGCUAAAUAUCAUCAGAAGGAAGAUGGGAGUUUCGAGGUGGUGGAUGUGACAGAUGCAGAUAAGGUGCCCUGGAUCCCACUGGACCCCCUGAAGCCAGACCUGGGGCGCUUCCCAGAGUACCGCUUUGCCCAGCCGCUGCACUGCACCGUCAGGGCGGGGGAGAUGCUGUACCUGCCCUCCCUGUGGUUCCACCAUGUCCAGCAGUCUCACGGCUGCAUCGCAGUGAAUUUCUGGUAUGACAUGGAGUUUGACAUCAAGUACAACUACUUCCAGCUGCUUGAGGCCCUCUCUCAAGCUGCAAGACCACUUGGAGGCAGUAGGGGGCGACAUCCCCAACCAGAGACUGGGGCCCUAUGACAGCAUCCCCAGGGGCCAUGCUGGCAGGUGGACAGCCACACACCUGGAUGAUUUCAGCCGAAGACUGCAUUCCUACGGGGAUAUUCCAGCACACCAGACAGAAUAGCUCUGGGAAUCACUCAGCUUUCUACUUUCCAUCUGGAAGCAUGACUAAUAUAACACAGUGAAUAAGUGUAAUAAAUAUGGUUUUAUUCAACUUCAUCUUAAAAUUUAAUCAAAGGGUUCACAAUAGAAACACUGAGGGUAAAAACAUUCAGAACAUAUCAGCUGAAGUCAGUGCAAAAAAAAAAAAAAGGUUUUUAGAGACUUGUUAAAUAAAAAAAAUGCAUCUCCUCCUGAAGAGCAUGAAGUCAUCGAGAUAAACAUGUCGUAGUAAAAAGCAUAGAUCAAAGCAGAGGGGGACUGCCAAAAUGCAGGCGUUUGGCUAAAUUACAGGACCCAAAUGUACAACCAUGCAGUUUUCUGGGGACAUCCACCCCCCGCCCCCCAACCCCCAUGCAUACAUCCAUGCACCAAGUAUUAAGGAAGAUCCUACAGGCUAACAUCACUAUAGUGUAAAACAAUCCAACAUCACUGUAUGGCUCCCAGUGUAUUUGGUCUUUCUUGUUCUGUAAUUUAAAAUUCUGCCAUCUUGUGGACAAACAUGGUCAGGUCAGUGCUGAGCCAGUAAUUUGCUAUUUAAAAACCUAAUAUAAUAAAAAUCUUAAUUCAAA